Bombina bombina (fire-bellied toad) is the source of this 1141-nucleotide messenger RNA. It is a transcript of the gene PRPF38A, whose product is annotated as pre-mRNA processing factor 38A. The record is from RefSeq and is a predicted model, not a curated record. The transcript has 10 exons. Gene Ontology annotation, cellular component: precatalytic spliceosome. Lineage: Eukaryota; Metazoa; Chordata; Amphibia; Anura; Bombinatoridae. Bases 49 to 984 code for a protein of 311 amino acids.
AGGUCCGCGCCGGAAGUUCGGUUGGUGGUGUGUACAGCUGCCGUAAACAUGGCGAACCGGACCGUGAAAGAUGCGCACAGUGUGCACGGUACUAACCCGCAGUACCUGGUGGAGAAAAUUAUACGCACCCGAAUAUAUGAAUCCAAGUACUGGAAGGAGGAGUGUUUUGGACUCACAGCUGAGCUGGUGGUGGAUAAGGCAAUGGAGCUAAAAUUUAUUGGGGGAGUAUAUGGUGGAAACAUAAAACCCACACCAUUCAUGUGCCUGGCUCUAAAGAUGCUGCAGAUCCAGCCAGAGAAGGACAUCAUUGUGGAGUUCAUAAAGAAUGAAGACUUCAAGUAUGUGCGUGCUCUGGGGGCUCUUUACAUGCGACUUACUGGUACAGCAACCGACUGCUACAAAUAUCUGGAGCCGCUGUAUAAUGAUUAUCGAAAAAUCAAAACCCAGAACAGGAAUGGAGAGUUUGAGCUCAUGCACGUUGAUGAGUUUAUUGAUCAGCUCUUGCACGAAGAGCGUGUUUGUGACAUAAUAUUGCCUCGAUUACAGAAACGCUUUGUGUUGGAGGAGACGGAGCAGCUGGAGCAGAGAGUGAGUGCACUGGAGGAAGACAUGGAUGAUGUGGAGACCAGCGAGGAGGAAGAUGACGAUGAUGACAAGGGGAGAGAACCUUCUCCUGACCAUCACAGACGAAGUUACAGAGACUUGGACAGACCACGCAGGUCUCCAUCGCCUCGAUAUAGACGUAGCCGGAGCCGCUCCCCAAGAAGACGCAGCCGCUCUCCAAAGAGAAGGAGCCCAUCUCCUCGUCGGGAACGUCAUAGAAGCAAAAGCCCAAGGCGGCAUCGCAGCCGAUCACGGGACAGACGGCACAGAUCCAAGUCAAAGUCUCCAGGACAUCAUAGAAGUCACAGGCACAGAAGUCAUUCCAAGACCCCUGAGAGAUCGAAGAAGAGUCACAAAAAGAGCCGUAGAGGGAAUGAGUAGAACAGACUGAUACAGAGGUCACCCGCUGGGAAUGUUUUUGUAUAUAAAUUGUCCAGAAUGUCUCUUUCAUCACCAGACGCUGUGUUGAAGUGAAGUUUUUUUCUUUUAGUCAUUUCAAUUGGAAUAGAAUUUUUAAUAAAACAUUAAUUGAUAGUAA